Sphaerodactylus townsendi is the source of this 7286-nucleotide messenger RNA. RefSeq names its product zinc finger MYM-type containing 4 (gene ZMYM4). Gene Ontology annotation, molecular function: zinc ion binding. NCBI's taxonomy places the organism in Eukaryota, Metazoa, Chordata, Lepidosauria, Squamata, Sphaerodactylidae. The transcript has 29 exons. The record is from RefSeq and is a predicted model, not a curated record. Bases 438 to 4916 code for a protein of 1492 amino acids.
CUCUCAGCUUGGGCUGGUCUUUGCAGCUUUAAGAGCCUCGCGCGGCCUGGAGGGUCUUCCGCGGACGCCCCCGCCCUCCGCGCCUCAGCAUUUUUGGGGUGGGCCCUCGCGGCCCUUCUCAGCGAGGCACCUUCCUCCUACUCUGGGCUGAAUCCGCCCCCCAACGAGUCCUGGACUCCCUGGGGGGCCCCUUGACGGGGGAGUUUACAGUGACCACCUGCCUCUUCAUCUCAGCCAGUGGGGCGAAAGAAGGGGAGGUCUGCCUCUCUCCCUACCUCCUUGAGGCAGCGGGGGGGCCAAUAUGGCGGCCUCCAAGGAGGAGGGGCCAGGAGCACGCGCCAGAGUGAGUGGGCGGGACCAAGUGCCAGUUUGAAGACAAACCCGAUGCAAUUUUUGGAAGCCUCGGAGAAAAACGUUCUGACCUUGUCCAUACAGAAAUGGCUGAGAAAACUGUCCACCGUCUAACCCCUGCCUUUGACAGCAUCUCCUACAGAAUGCAGAACCGGACAGGCUCUACAAACUCGCUGCUGGAUGAUAGUGAUUUCUUCUUGAACUCUGGGGAUCUUACAGGGAUUCCUGUUGUUGGGAGCGAUAACGAGGAUGAGCAGAACUUCACCCCAAAGGAUGGUCUCCCUUCUGCCAUUCGCCCCGACGACAGCCGGGGAGAUGGGAGGAGGGUUCGGGAUCUCGCCAUGGACAAUGAGAAAGACUUGCAGAUGCAAAACCUGAUUCAGAAAGACCUCUCUUCGCCUUUUGAUAAAGGACCCCCUGUAUUUAAGCCUAUUCGGAAAGAUUUCAGCCUAGCAAGAGAUGAUGGUAAGGAAGUUUUUUUGUCAAAGGAGAAAACCAGAGAAGGACCUUUCCAAGAGCGGGAUAAACGCUUGGAGAAAGUGCCGAAGGAGCUGGAUUCAAGGUUGAAAAGCAGUUUCCUUGAUAAAUCAAUUUCUAAUCAAGUAGAAGAAACGUUACGGACACAAUUAGCACCACAAACACCAGACACUAAUUUCAGGGAGUCAAGCUACCCAUUUGCUAACAAGGAAUCCGUUGGUCAAGAUCUGGGGAAUUCCUAUGUACCAAAUAUCCGAAUAAAAGAAGAGCCUUUGGAUAAUGACUAUGACAAGGCAUUGGCACCUCAGCAGGGACUGCUGAACAAAAUUAAGGAUGAACCGGAGAAUACUGAGGAAUACGGCCAGCAACCAAAAACUCAGGAUGGGGAGCUGAAGAUCAGUGCUGUGUUUUCAGUCAGUGGUAGCCCUCUUGCUCCACAGCUGACAUCGAGUUUCCCGCCUAAUGCCCCUCCCUCUGGCAUGAACAAACUGCUUCCUUCGGUCCCAAGUACGACAGUUCGGGUUUCCUGUUCAGGCUGUAAAAAGAUCCUCCAGAAGGGGCAAACUGCUUACCAGAGGAAAGGUUCCACUCAGCUCUUCUGUUCCACACUGUGCCUGACUGGAUACACUGUUCCAGCCACCCGACCACCAGCUUCUACCAAGAAAACCUGUUCCAGCUGCUCAAAAGAGAUUCUUAAUCCAAAGGAUGUGAUCACCGCUCAGUUUGACAACACAAAUUCCAGCAAGGAUUUCUGCAGUCAGUCUUGUCUUUCCAUGUAUGAGCUGAAAAGGAAACCUGUUGUUACCAUCCACACGAACAGCAUUUCCACCAAGUGCAGCAUGUGCCAGAAGAAUGCAGUGAUUCGGCAUGAAGUGAACUAUCAGAACGUUGUGCACAAGCUUUGCAGCGACGCCUGCUUCUCCAGGUUCCGCUCAGCUAACAACUUGACCAUGAACUGCUGUGAAAACUGUGGGGGCUACUGUUACAGCGCUUCGGGGCAGUGCCACAUGCUUCAGAUAGAAGGACAGUCCAAGAAGUUUUGCAGCUCGACAUGCGUCACUGCAUACAAACAGAAGUCAGCAAAAAUCACUCCCUGCGCACUGUGUAAAUCUCUGAGGUCUUCGGCAGAAAUGAUUGAAAGCACAAACAACGUUGGGAAAACGGAGCUGUUUUGCUCAGUGAACUGUCUCUCUGCUCACAGGGUCAAAAUGGUCACAUCUUCAGGUGUCCAGGUCCAGUGUAACAGCUGUAAGACCUCAGCCAUCCCUCAGUAUCACCUAGCUAUGUCUGAUGGGAGCAUACGCAACUUUUGCAGUUACAGCUGUGUGGUAGCUUUCCAGAACUUGUUCAACAAGCCUGCGGGAAUGAACUCCUCGGUGGUGCCCUUGUCGCAGGGCCAGGUGAUUGUCAGUAUCCCCUCGGGACCAACAGUUUCAGCAGCGGGCAGCACUACCUCAACCGUCUCCCCCAGCUCUGUGAGCAGCUCAGCCGCAGCCGGGCUCCAAAGACUCGCCGCCCAGUCCCAGCAAGUCACCUUUGCCCGCACAGUUGCCAAACUCAAGUGUCAACACUGUAACCGCCUUUUUGCAACCAAGCCUGAACUGCUUGAUUACAGGGGCAAAAUGUUCCAGUUCUGCGGAAAGACCUGCUGCGACGAGUACAAGAAGAUGAACAGCGUCAUGUUGAUGUGUGAAUACUGUAAGAUUGAGAAGAUUAUCAAAGAGACGGUGCGGUUCUCGGGCAUCGACAAGUCGUUCUGUAGUGAGGGCUGCAAACUGCUAUAUAAGCACGACUUGGCCAAACGUUGGGGGAACCACUGUAAGAUGUGCAGCUACUGUUUGCAGACAUCACCCAAGUUGGUUCAGAAUCACUUUGGGGGCAAAGUGGAGGAGUUCUGCUCAGAAGACUGCAUGUCAAAAUUCACAGUUUUAUUCUAUCAGAUGUCCAAAUGUGAUGGCUGCAAAAGGCAGGGGAAGCUUGGCGAGUCCCUGAAAUGGCGAGGGGAAAUCAAGCACUUCUGCAACUUGCUUUGCAUCCUCAUGUUUUGCAAUCAGCAGUGUGCAUCUGACCCACCUCCACCCCCACCGCCUCUGCCGCCCGCACCCUCCCAGAACAACACAGCAAAUCUUUCCAUGACGCCAGCAUCCUCGGCAGGCCCUCCUCCCUCUCUCAGGAAGGAUUCCACCCCAGUUAUCGCCAAUGUGGUUUCCCUCGCCAGCGCACCAGCUGCCCAGCCCACAGCAAAUUCCCAUAAUGUGUUGCAAGGUGCCGUUCCUACUGUAACAGCAAAGAUCAUUGGAGAUGCCAGUACCCAGACAGAUGCUCUGAAGCUGCCCCCUUCACAGCCUCCCCGGCUUCUGAAGAACAAAGCUUUGCUGUGCAAACCCAUAACGCAGACGAAGGCCACUUCUUGCAAGCCCCAUACGCAGCACAAGGAGUGCCAGACAGAAGAGGAGGAGGAAGUCCCACCUAAGGUCCUUAUGGUGCCUGUUCCUGUACCAGUGUUUGUGCCAGUUCCUCUUCAUCUGUUUACCCAAUACACACCAUAUCCGCUGGGACUGCCAAUACCUGUUCCUGUUCCCAUGUUUGUACCUCCUGGUCCCGAGAAUGCUAGCAAGGCAAUAGAAUCCAUUCCAGACAUCAAGGAGAAGAACUCUGGCAACGCCUUUGAAGCGGAUCUCCUCCAGAUGGCAGAAAUGAUUGCAGAAGACGAGAAGGAUAAGGAACACUCUCGAGGAGGCUCCCAGACCUCUGACCAUGAGCUGUUCUUGGACCCUAAGAUAUUUGAAAAAGACCAAGGCAGCACCUACAGCGGCGAUUUGGAAUCUGAAGCUGUGUCGACCCCUCACAGUUGGGAAGAUGAGCUGAACCACUAUGCCUUACGCUCAAACACAGUGCCGGAACCGGAGCCGGAGCCAAGGCAGUUCUCCAAAGGGGAGCUGGAGCAGGACUUGGAGGCUGACUUCCCUGCAGACUCCUUUGACCCAAUCAGCAAAGGGCUAGGUCUCCAUUCACGUGCACGAGCAAGACGGAGACACAGAGAUGGUUUUCCUCAACCCAAAAGAAGGGGGAGGAAGAAGUCUAUAGUCUCUGUGGAGCCCCGGAUGCUGGUGCAGAGCUCUUACCCCAGCUGUUCUGUUUCCGGGAUGAGUCUGAAGUACAUGUAUGGGGUGAAUGCCUGGAAGAACUGGGUCCAGUGGAAAAACACGCAGGAAGACCAAGGAGAUCUGAAAUUUGGAGUUCGGCCUGUGAAGCUCAAAGAAGACAUCCUGACCUGUUCUUUUUCGGAGCUGAGUUUUGGCUUGUGCCAGUUUAUACAGGAGGUGCGGCGACCAAAUGGUGAAAAGUAUGAUCCCGACAGCAUUUUGUACCUGUGCCUUGGAAUUCAGCAGUACCUGUUUGAAAAUGGCAGGAUAGACAACAUUUUCACCGAGCCCUACUCCAGGUUUAUGAUCGAGCUCACAAAGUUGUUAAAAAUCUGGGAGCCUACAAUACUUCCAAGCGGUUACAUGUUCUCAAGAAUUGAAGAGGAGCAUUUAUGGGAGUGCAAGCAGCUGGGCGCCUAUUCCCCUAUCGUUCUCCUGAACACCCUGCUUUUCUUCAACACCAAAUACUUCCAGCUAAAGAACGUCAGCGAGCACAUGAAGCUGUCAUUUGCGCACGUCAUGCGACGCACCCGGACUCUGAAGUACAACACUAAGCUGACUUAUCUACGCUUCUUCCCUCCUUUCCAAAAGCAGGAGAUAGAAUCAGAUAAAUUAGUAGGCAAAAGAAAACGCCACGAGGGUGAAGAGGUCCCAACAGCCGUGGAGAUGGUUGAGAACACUGACAACCCCUUGAGAUGUCCAGUCCGGCUGUAUGAAUUUUACUUGUCAAAAUGUUCCGAAAGCGUGAAGCAGAGAAGCGACGUCUUUUACCUCCAACCGGAGCGUUCAUGCGUCCCCAAUAGCCCUAUGUGGUACUCCACUAUGCCAAUAGACCCGGGAACUUUGGACAUCAUGCUAACGCGCAUCCUUAUGGUCAGGGAGGUACAUGAAGAGCUUGCCAAAGUCAAACCGGAGGACUCUGAUCCUGAACUUUCAGACUAAAGAUGAGAGGAGGAGGAAGGUGGCAUUCCCUCUUUUUUUGUGGUUUUUAUUUUUUAUUCCUUACCCUGUCCAGUAGCAACUUUCGAAAGCACCAAACUGUGAAACCUUUGGGAAAUAUUCUCUGUCUCGUUGCACCGACCAGAAACUUCUCGGGAGGUGCUGUGUGAGCCAUAACGGAAAGCAAACUAGAAUCUCAAAGGACAGAAACAUAGCAAGAAGGCGCAAGAAACUGAAGUCUGCAUAAAAGGAUGGGGAUCGGUCCUGAAACACACUCUUUGAGAUGAACUUUGUACCUGAUCCUUCCCCCCACUUCCCCCCCCCCCAACCCACCGUGGUGCUUGUUUUGGGAUAAAAACCGAUUAUGGAUUUUUUUUCCUUAAAAGGAAACCUGUUGUGUAUAUCCUCUUCCCUAUAACCAUGGAAGCAAAGAGAGCUAGAGUCAACUUGGGCUGGUUUUUGUAGCCUGUCUGCUGGUGACACAUUUGUGGAGUUUACAAGAUAAUUUUCCAUAUGGUUCAAGGCAGUGUGGUAAGGUGCAAACCGGUGGAAACACUGUCUCUGACACAAACACACCCCAGUUUCCUUCCCUUCCUCCCUUUUUAUUUUUAUUUUAAUUUUGAAUUGAUGUUCAGUAAGGCUGACUCAGCCAGAAGCUGGAAGGAAGGAGGGCAAGAAUUUUGUGUCCUAGGGGAGAACUUGGCAAGGAUCCUGCCAAAUCCCCAUUCUUUUUAAACAGUGACUCUGUUGGGGCUUUUCACUGGGCAGCUGCUGCGAGCCAAGCCAAAUUGUUUUAUUAGAAGGCCAGUAAUUUCAAAGUGUAUACACAAAAACAGUUAGCCACCAAAUUCCCUCCUCUUCACCUCCCCUGCCCCACUACCCCACGCCAAGGUGCACACACACAUGGUUCAAGGUGUCCUUUUUCUCACGGGCUGCAUAAAUCCUCUCUCUGUCCUGUCUGAAAUUCUUUCUUAAUAUCUAUACACUGCUGCUCUGGACGGAAGGGCCCUUCUGGCUUUUGCCGACGUUUAAGUUCUCUUUUUAUUUGAAAAGACUAUUGUUCCUCUCUCCCUCCCCCUUUCUCUCUAUCCAUGCUAUUUGCCCUCCAAAGAAAAAACUUCUGAUGGCGUGGCUGUUACCCCUCCCUCCCUCCUACCCCCUGUAUUCCUCUCCCCAGAUGGAAAUCCCCUCACCUGGUUCCUCACCAGGUUAAAUCAGUUCCACCAUGGUCUCAAAUAUAAGUUUGGGUUUUUUAAUACCUCAGUGACAACUUGUAAGUUUGGACUAUUUUUAAAAGCAGAGAGAACUGUAUAUACUGGCAGUUUUGUCCAAGCAUCAAAUUUCUAAAACAGAGUUCUGUUUUUUUCUUAAGAACCAAACCCCUCUCUGGCUGAAAAUCUCAACAGUUUUGAACAAAACCUCCUUUUUUGUGUGUGUCCGUGCGUGCGUGUGCACAUUUGAGGUUUUCUUUUUAGCAGUAACGACAGUAACAAUAAAAGCAGAGCAUAAUAGAGUUUCUCUUGCCCUUGUGUCCUUGGUAGUACUGUUCCUGCCUGUAAUUAAAAUCACUAAUGUGUUUUUAAAGUACAGAACGUUGUAUGAAAUAAGGUUGGGGGGUGUUUUUGGUAUCCCCAUCCCUACAUUUGAUUUCUGUACAAUUUGUCUCUUUCUUCCCACUCCACCCUGAUGUCUGAUUUCUGAACACAGAUCCCGUUUAAUUUUAUAUCCUGAGUGAAAAAAUAACUUGAAAAAGAGAGGAGGAAGAGUUGAAACCGGGCCAUGAACUCUCCAGCAAACAUCUUAGAUUUUGAAGUCCACUAAUUUUUUUCCUAAGUGUUUUUAAUGCUAAUUUCCCCCCAACUCCCCUUUUCCUUCCCUUCCCAUUAUAGCUGUAUGAAUAUGUAGCUGAAUAGCAAACACACUGUUACUGGUUUUUGACAGCAAAUAUGGUUUUCUUGAAGUUUAAAAGAAAGUCCUUCACAAUUUUUUUUCUAAACCCAAUUUUUUUUUUAACAACAGAUAAGAUCCAUUUAUUGUACGGCUAUUAAAAAAGAGAAAAAUUUUAAAAAGUGGUGUCUUGGUUGCAUGUAAGUUUGCCCAGAGUCCUUAUACUAAUCUGUAAUUGAGAAAGCCCACAGUAGGUGGGGAAUUCCUCAGAAGUGCAGCUAUUUAUGUCUGUCAGAUUGUUUCUUUAUUUUUUUCUUAGAAAUUGUGUGAAUUAAUUUUUUCUUCUUCAGGGAAUUAAUAAGCAAGGGAACGAUCCAAACCAUCUUGUUGAAUUCUUAAAUGAAAAAAAAAACUUUUCGUGGGUUUUCCCUUGAUAGAAGUUAACAGACAGAUUCCCGUAGAAUAAAGCAGUAUAUUUGUAUAUGA